Molecule: messenger RNA, 414 nt
Organism: Prunus armeniaca (apricot)
Lineage: Eukaryota; Viridiplantae; Streptophyta; Magnoliopsida; Rosales; Rosaceae
Source: the annotation of a GenBank genome assembly
AUGGAAUUAAUCAAGCAGUCCCGCUAUGCUGAAUAUUACUUGGGGCAGUCAAUUAUUUGGUUCAAAGCACGAUGGGCCAGUGAUCCAAAUAGUAAAUUUGGAGAAGGUGAUCAUAUCAUUGAGAAACUCAAUGAGACUGAGGAGGAUUUUCAGCUCAGGAGAUUUACAGAGUCGUUUAAACAACUUCAAUUCAGUUCCCAGAAUGAUAUUGUGGAACGUAUUCUAGAUAUCUGUCUGGAGACAGAGGAUGAGUUUGCUCAAGAAUUUGAGUGUCUGGAGCCAGAGGAGGAGUUUGCUCUUGAAUUCAUGAAGGUGAAAACUCCAAAUCCAAGAGGAUCAGGAGGAGCAGCAGCCACUCAAGGAGGAGGGCAGGGAGCAAUUACACAAGGAAGCCAGGGGACAAGCCAACAGUAG